UUAGACGAUAAAUCAACAACAACAUUAUUCGGUGCCAUUCAGUUGUAAAUUUUACAGUAAAUAAGACGUCGGUAACGUAAUUUAUUAUUCAGAAAUAAAAUAUUACACAACUUGUGAUAAAUUUUAAAAGUAAUUGUGAAAUAUAUACUUAAUAAUCUUUUUUAAUAAUAAUCAUGACUCAAGCUCGUCUUGCGUCCUGUAUUCCUCUGCCUUUGGAACAUAAACUGCUAGUCACUGUAAUUGAGAAGGCCAAGGACUGGGCGCUAAUGCAUGGUGUCGGUAUGAGAGACAAGAAAAACUUCACGAAAGACUCUAUACAGAUCGCACCCUUCGUGCUGCUGCCAUCGCCAUUCCCACGCACAGAGUUUAACAAGGCCGUUGAACUUCAGCCUAUUUUAAAUGAAUUAAUGCACAAGGUAGCGCAUGACGACGAAUUUCUUGAACAUACAUUGCGAAACACUCUUGAAGUUGAUGAUUUCACUGCCAAACUCUAUGACAUCUGGAUCAAAGUAAGAGAGGAAGGCAUAACACAGCCGAUAUCACUGGGAAUGCUGAGGUCGGACAUCAUGCUGGAGUCGCGGUGUCCGCACACAGAGAACCAGUGCGCGAAACACACGCCAUAUUGUUCAUGGAAACAAGUGGAGAUCAACAGUAUAGCGUCCGGUUUCGGCCAUCUCGGGCCCUCUCUCAGCCUGGGCCUCUUCCGUUCGGACUAUCUAAUGCAGAACCCAGAAGGGAACAAGAUAAAACAAGUGGAGCUUAAUACUGUGGCAUCGAGUUUCGGCGCUAUAUCGUCGAAUCUUCCCGCCAUGUCUCGCUACAUCCUACGUCAGUUAGGACACGGUGAUCUCAUUCAAAAUAUGCCUGAAAAUCGUGCUCUAUCUGGUCUGUGUUCGGGUAUAAUCGAAGCGUAUGACUUGUUCGGGGUACCAUCAGCUGUGGUGAUAUUCGUUGUUGAAGAAAUCUCUUACAAUAUUUGCGAUCAGAGGUUCCACGAGUUCGAGAUAUCGGAAAAAAGACCGGAUAUAAUGAUACAUAGAAAAACGCUUAACGAAAUUUAUGAAGAGACGACCCUUAAUGAUAAGAAACAGUUAAUGUUAGACGGUAAACCGGUGGCGGUAGUGUACUACCGAUCUGGUUAUGAACCCGCUCAGUAUCCGUCCUCAAGGGAAUGGGAUGCAAGAUUACGGGUCGAGAGAUCAUCAGCAAUAAAAUGUCCGUCGAUCCACUAUCAGCUGGCUGGUACGAAGAAGGUUCAACAGGCGUUAGCAGCUCCAGGUAUCUUGGAGAAGUUCGUAGCCGGCUCAGCCACUGAGCGAGUGAGAGAUAUCUUCACUGGACUCUACUCGCUGGACUUCGAUGAGAGUGGCGAGCGAGCGGUUGAGAUGGCUUUGGAGGAUGCUGAAAGAUUCGUGCUGAAGCCGCAGCGCGAAGGCGGCGGGAACAACGUGUACGGCGCCGACGUGCGCACCGCACUGCUGCGCAUGCGCCGCUCACGCGAGCGCGCCGCCUACGUGCUCAUGGAGCGCAUCCUACCUCCCACGGUGGCGGGAUAUGUUGUUCGACCUGGUGCAGCAAUUCCUCCGCCCCUCACCGACUUAGUGUCAGAACUAGGGAUAUUUGGUGUUAUUAUUGGGACCAAAGAGAAAAUCUACUGCAAUCGUCAAGCGGGACAUAUGCUUCGCACAAAGCUGGCUGAGGUUAAUGAGGGAGGUGUGGCCGCUGGCUUGGGAGCCCUGGACUCACCAUAUUUAGUUGAUAUGUAAUUAAAUAAAUAUAGAUGCUAUUAUAAAGCUGGUACAUAUAUUAGGAGGUAAAUUUCAAAUCUGUUAAACCACCAACCAGUGUGCACCAGCAGUCUUGAGGAUUAAGCUCUAGCCCUACUUCUACAUGGAGAAAAAAGUCCUAGGCCAGCUGUGAAAUGGCUACAUCUCACUCACACAUCUGACUUUUAACUGAUUGAGCCUUUACAGAAAAAAAAGUUAAAA
This is a messenger RNA of Melitaea cinxia (Glanville fritillary), 1988 nucleotides long. Its product is annotated as glutathione synthetase-like. Lineage: Eukaryota; Metazoa; Arthropoda; Insecta; Lepidoptera; Nymphalidae. Gene Ontology annotation, cellular component: cytosol. Bases 174 to 1766 code for a protein of 530 amino acids. The transcript is spliced from 13 exons. Gene Ontology annotation, biological process: glutathione biosynthetic process. Gene Ontology annotation, molecular function: glutathione binding; glutathione synthase activity; ATP binding. The record is from RefSeq and is a predicted model, not a curated record.